AUGGCCAUCCUGGCCUUCAUCUUUUUGUUGGCCUUUGUCCAAGCUGAAUCUGCAAGCCGUGAGUAUUUAACCAACCACCGGGAUAUUAAGAACACUAUACAUCUUCAUAAGGCCAGUAACCCAAAACAUUUGUACCCCUUGAUGUAGUUUAACCAACAGGCACUUGUGAAGAAACAAAUACGUAAGGAAUGAUCUUGCAAAUCCCAGUACAUAUAAGUCCCAUGAAUCUUAAUGGAUUGAUUUAAAUUCAUGGAAUGUAAAUAUGCCUAACUUUGAUUGGGAUAUGUUCCUGUAUAUUUUAGUGUUUGUUCCAGAUGGUACUAAAAUUAAUUCUGCUUAUUUUUUAAAAAUUCUGAUAACCUGGGUGGUGCCCUGGCUUUUCUAAUCAUAUGCUGAUGUUUCUAAAGUGUAAACUGCGAAGAAGUGGCCUCCUUCAGUAAUAUAUUGCUCAGCCUAAAAAGCAGAGGCAGGCUUUAUAGAUGGUUAUUAUAUAGAUGAAAGUGAGGUGCUGUAAAGGCAUUUGACACUGUCCAGCUGCCCUUUCUGUUUGCAACACAACAAACCUGCAAUGUUGGAAGAACUUUUAGAAUGCAGGGUGUUCAAUCCAAUACGAAAUAAGAAAUCUGUAUGAAUGGGAUUAUACCCCUUAGCAUUUCAAUUUAACCACUUUCCCUAAAGGGCUGCUUUCCCCCAUACAAAUCUGCAGAGAUCCUGAGAUCAUAGACCCUUCUGAGCAUGCCAACCCUCAGAAAGGUCCAGAGGAUGGUGAGGAGAGCCUUCUCUGUAGUGAUAUAUGUCAGAAGCUGCCUAAUAUGGAAUAGGAUGUCCCUAUUUUCAUCGGAAAAAUGUUGGCAAGUAUGACAUGCUUGCUUUCCCAAGCAUUUGGGACGUACCAAUAUGGUACUGUAGCAUUAAAACAAUUUUUAGUAUGCUUACGUCGUUUAUUAUUACUUACAAAAAUGCAGGAUCCUCAACCUGUUUGGGGAGAAGCUACAGAUAUGCAACAUAUAAGGUGUCGGGGCAGGGCAGAACGGGAUUUAAGUUUCAUUUGUCAGCAGAUCACACAAACUGCAUAUGGCAGAGGCUCAAUCUUAUUUAAGGCUUGUAGUUGACACUCUCCAUAAUUUCAGCUUUUAUUUUAGUGAUGCGGUGGCAGCUAGUGAUGUGCACUGUUUGUUUCCCUUUUCAGUGUUAACUUCAAGUCCCAUAUUUGGACCACGGCAGGUGACUGGGUUGCUUGGAGGCUCAGUGACUGUGAAAUGCUUUUACCCUCCCACUAGUGUGAAUAGACACAGCAGGAAGUACUGGUGCAAGGAAUCAACACGGCAAUGUUCAACCAUCAUUUCUAGCAAUGGCUAUGUUGCUGGAGCGUUCAAAGGCAGAGCCUUAAUAACAGACUUUCCAGAGAAUGGCAUAUUCACUAUAUUAAUAUCAGAGCUUAGAAGAGGAGACAUGGGGAUGUACAAAUGUGGUGUUUCACUAAAUGACAAUGGACUGUCUUUCAGAGUGAAGCUGGAUGUUUCCGAAGGUAAAUAUAUAAUGCUACUUUAUUUUCUGUCAGAAGCAGGCUACAAAUAUCCAUUUAUCUAUGGCUUAUUGGAAGAUGAGAUUUUUAGUUUCCAAUUUUUCCUGCUUCAUCCUCUGCAUAACUAAAUAAUCUUAUUGUUUUAUUGUUUUAUUCUGGGACAAACAAAUUCUGAAUACAUAUGAGCUGUGGAUGGGAAUGUAAGUGAGUGGGAAGGGGGGUAACAUAGUGGUAACUGUGUCACUUCUUGACACGAACAGUUGUAGAUGGGGAGUGAGAAAGUCCUUGAAGUCUCCAACUGUUUAAUUACUUUUUUUGGGGGGGGGGAAGCUAAUGGAAGAAAUGUAGGAGGUCAUAACAUGUAGAACCAUGGAGCAAUACAUAGUGCAAUGCAGAACAACAUGAGAUUGUAGAAUGGAAGAUGGAGAAUUGGUAAAGCUAUGUCUCCUUACUAUAGAUUCAACAGUUCCGGAUGAAGCUCAACUCAUUUAUGUUGAGCAGCAUGGAUCAGUGACUAUGAACUGUGACUUGGGUGCGCAAUAUGGAAGUGCUCGGAAGUACCUGUGCAAGAUGUCAAAGAAUGAUUGCUACACUGUUAUUGACUCGUAUGGAAAAAUUGACCCAGCCUACGAAGGAAGAGUUAUGCUGACCUUUCUUGGGACUCCUGGAUCAUUCAGUAUCUUUAUGACCCAGUUAAAGAAGAAAGAUUCAGGGUCAUAUCUCUGUGGAGCUGGAAUCUAUGGGGCAGGGGGAGAAUCCAAGGAACUGGAUAUACAUGUCUAUGAAGGUGGGUAAUGGGCUGGGAGAUUUUGCAGUCCUAAAUGCAAACAAUGUGCCCUCUUAAUCCUUGCCUAUCAUGUCUGAUAAAAUCUAGUAGGCAGGAAUUGACUGGAUGGCUCUAGGGAGUGGACAAUGUCUCACUAUGGGAGGACGUUAUGCCCACUGCCUUGAAGGAGGCCCCUCUUGAAGAGGUCCUCUCUGGAUCCAGAGGUUUUACAAAAUUACGAUCCAGUCUCUAAUAUUCCUUUUACUGGGCAAGGUGAUUGAGAAGGUAGUUGACCAGCUAGCUACGGGUAUGUCUGGAAGAAGCAGAUUAUUUAGAUACAUUCCAGUCCAGUUUCAAACCCAGUUUCAGCACCGAAACAGUGGGAAAUGCGAUCCUGUUGGUUUCCUUGACAUCUCCGUGGCUUUUGAUACCACUGUCUAUCGUGUUCAUCUGGAGCAACUCAAGGAAGUGAGAAUUGUAUUACAGUGGUUCUACUCCUAUCUGCAGUAGUAGUACAGUACUAGGAGAAUGUUUCUUGGCUCCAUGGAUUUUGGGCUGUGGAAUCCCACAAGGGUCCAUUCUGUCUACUAUAUUACAACAUCUCUAUGAAACCAUUUGGAGCUAUCAUCUGGGGAUUUGGAGCAUGGUGUUAUUAGUAUGCUAAAUGUCAUUAAACGUGGCUUCUGUAGUUGACCACUUUUGUAAUGUUUUAUUUUGAAAUCUUUAAGAUAAUAUUUCAGUUUUCCGUUAAUGAUGUUGCUUUGAAUAUACACUUGACUUUAUCCCAUAAUGUUUUAUUCUAUAUUGUUUUAUCUGAUAUUUUAAUGUAAACUUCUUGAAGAUUAUUUUUUUCUUAAAUACAUACAGGGGUAUAGAAAUGAAAUUAACAACAACAGCAACAAUAUAAUUUCAUGCCUUCUCUUUCUCCAGGGUCUUUGGUGCCCAAAGGACAACCUGUAGCAAGAGGAGUCCAAGGUGGAUCAGUGUCUGUUGAAUGCCAUUAUGAUCCAAAAGAGAAUUAUACACGCAAACAGUGGUGCAAGUUAGAAAAAAACAGGUGCCUUCCAUUAAUAAAUGACUUUGGGUAUGUGAUGGAUUCCUAUGAGGGAAGAAUAGUGAUGCAUGAUAACCCAAGUAAUGGAACAUUCACCAUCCUGUUGAAUCAACUGAAUGAGAAGGAUGCAGGGUUCUACUGGUGUGUAGUAGAUGGAAAAGAGGAAAGAAGGUCAGCAACAGAGCUGAAGAUUGUAGAAGGUAACAGACCAUGUUUCUUCUAAUGUGCUUCUCAGCAGAACUAUAUGCCUCUUUUGUUCAGUGUUGCAGAGCCUAAGCUGAUACAGCACAGCAGGAUCAAAUGGAAUCAGUCCUAAAUAUUAUACUUGUUUUUCAAAGGGACUUUGUUGCAGAUAAUGAGAAUAAUCCAGACAGAAGCAAGCUGGAUAUGACAUGAAAUGCAUUAUUGCAUAAAAUACCCAGUCUUGUUUUUGGUUUGUAAAAAAGGGGCACUAUUCACUGGGGGAGAGAGCAGGAUUGGUUCAAUGAUAGGUAGGGUUUGGGAAGAAGAAUGUAACUUAUUUCCUGAGACCCCAGUGAAAUCACCCCUCCCCCAUUUGCAUUAGUGAUAAUGGGAACUUUAUUUCAGUGGAAAUCCUACAUAGAGUGUGGGAGGUGGGUAGAUGGAUAAAUUGCAGUGGGUAGGUGGGUGGGAUGGGUUAGACUGCCCUUCCCAACCCACUGGGGUUUUGAUCCUUGUAGGAUUAUUCUCACAAUGGUAGUUUACACUAAGAAAAAGUGCAUAUUAAAUGUCUCAUUUAAUUCCCAUUAAUUUCAGUAAGAGAGACCAACUUAAUUCUAUCAUUGAGAUGAAUGGGAAUGAAAAGAGAUUUAUUCCUGCUAGAUAAUAGCCAGUUCUUUAAAAUCACAGCAAAUAGUUUCAGACAAACUCAUUUGUGGAUCUGGCUGUCUACAUGUCCUUAUUAGGGUACAUUCAGAAUAGCAAUUCUUUGCAGAUUCUGCUAAAGAAAAUAAGGCAAGGAUAUGCUAUCCAAUUUUGAAAUUUAAUCACUAACUCUGCUUCCUGGUUUUAUUGCUGCUGUUUACCUCCUUGAAGAGAUAGGACUGCUCUGAUAACUGCUUGUCCAGAGCUGCCAUUGUUAUACUCCUCCGCCACUUCUUUCCUUUACAGGAAAUGUGUAUCCAGUGCAGCCAUUCCACUAGAUAGCUUGUUAAUUCCAUCUGCUAAUUUCUUAAGAAGCUAAAAUAGGCUGUCUACACAAAGGGGCGGAGGAAGGGGGUGCGGUGGGGGCGGGGUGCCCCGGGUGUCACUACUAAGGGGUGUGUGCGACCAAAUGCCAGGCUGCACUCUCCGUGGGGCCUGCAGUGUGCCUGAGCUACGCAUCUCUCCUGGGAGUGACACGGUGGCUUGGGCGCCCGCAGGCUCUGUGCUGCCCCAAAUGGUCUGCCCGCCACCUCCCCCUCAGCUGUAGGGCGGCUGAGUGGGAGGAGGCAGACAGACUCCUCUGAGGCCCCAUGGAGUGUCCUGCCUCAGCUUGCCCCAUCCCGCGGGCGGCUGGCCCCAUCCCACGGUCGGCUAGCCCUGCCCCAUGGUGCUCGAUCAGCUUGCUCCGCCACUGUCUAUACAUCAUAUAUUUGAAGCACCUUAAAAACACAUUUCCCCCUGUGCAGAAUCCUUGAGACAGUAGUUUAUCCCUUAUAGAGCUACAAUUCCCAUUCCCACGAUCCCAUUUGGGGAGUGUGCAUGCUUUGAAGGAACUUUAAAGGUAUGGCAUAUACAUUGCCUUUGAGCCUAAUAAUCAGCCAGCAGACCCUGCCACUUCAUAGGCCUAUAAACCUAGGGUUGGAGGUUUCAUUUCGAUUCUUACUAUGCCUUUUAUCUUUCCGUUGAAAGGGAAAAACCCAAAGUACAUUCUACUUGGGUUUUCUGCAGCAAAUACUAUCUAUAAUUGCCUAGUUCAUGCAUUCUAUUUGUCACAUGACAUAUUCAUCUGCUUAGGAAGGUCUGGUCUGGUCCAGUUAGGGGCGUUUGAUGUGAUAUAUUGUAUACCAGCUAUUUCAUUUAAUAAUGCUAAAAUUAGGCUCUCUGUCUUUGAUUUAAAGUGAUUUACUGAUGGCCUAUUUACUUCUAAUUUUCCCCCGCUUUUGAAACAGGGAAACCCAAUUUAGUAAUAGAUAAUGAGAUCAACGCUGUUGUCGGUGCCCCACUGAAACUAUCAUGCUCUUACUCAUGUGAAUAUGCUGAUUAUGAGAAGUAUUGGUGCAAGUGGAAGAAUACUGGAUGUGAACCUCUCGUCUUAUCCACCCAAAAUGAAAACGGCUUGGUGGUUAACUGUGAUGCAACCAACAGAAUUUUGUCGCUGAAUUUUGACCAAGUGUCACGAACAGAUCAAGGGUGGUAUUGGUGUGGAGUCAGACGUGGAGGUCACUAUGCAGAAACAACUGCAAUGCAUCUGGAAGUGCAAGAAGGUGAGCUUCAGUUCUGAUCAGAGGGACAACACAGUAGGUUUCAUAUCCUGUACUGUCCACAGUUUACCAGGCCUAUUAUGGGUUGCUUCCAAAUUUUGACACAUUAUAAUUAGUGAGCACUUCAAGAUGUCCACUCUCAAGUUAUGGAGCAGAUUUAUGCUUGUGGGUCUUUGCCUUUCAUGGAUGACAUGAUUUAGCUAUGCUCCUGGUUUCCUAGAGUGCCAUAAUUCAUAUUUAAACCACUCAGUUAAACAAUUCAGAAGAUACUUUUUCUAUAAUUUGAUUCUGCGAGUAACACAGAUUGGCAACAAUUAAACACAGGUGCAUUUAAAGGCACUUCCACACAACAGAUUAUUGUGGAUUCCUGAGGCAUACAUGCUCUUUUAGCCUCUGCAUAGAGCCCUUUGCCCUUCCUUUGCCAAUAAUUCAUGUUAGUUUACAACAGCUUCUCAUUUUGUCUAAAGCAGGAAUCUAUCACCCAGGAUCUUAAACCAUGGCUUGGCUUAAUAUCCUGGUUUCAUAUCCGUUUCUAUGAUAGUAAACCUUUUGUUUGGACAAAAUGAGAAACUGUAGUUAAUUAAAGCCUCCUUGGUUUUAUUGUGAAUAAUAGGGCAGGUAUGAAGGGGGUCUGUGUGCAAGCAAUAAGCCAUGAUACAACCAUUAUCAGAAGGUACUGACUAUUUUAUUUCUUUCCUGCUUUUUGUUUUCUUAUAUGUUGCUUGAUACCAAUUUCCCAAACAUGCUUAAAUAGUGUUUCAAAACCCUAAAGAAGAUUCCAGUGCCGACAAAGAACCCAGUGAUAUAAUUCCUGAAGUCAACCCUAGAAGCAGGGGCCUUCCCUUAAAUGAAGCUAAGGAGGCAACUGGAGUUGAUAGCCCAGUAGACAGGUGAGCGACUGUAAAAGCCUUAAGGAUGAUGUGUGAGUGCAUUGUAUAAGGAGAAGCAAGGGAUCUAAAAGAAGAAGCAAGUCACAUUUUGUUACUGAAUUUAUCAUUUUGAGCAAUCAGAUAAACUGACAGUUAGCACUUGCUGAGGGCCAGGCCUGCUCCCCUUUGUGUAAAAAUAGAGUCCAAUUUGAAAUACAAAGAGAACACACAGAGGAAGAGUGCAGAGCCAGUUCUCACCCGCUUCCUGUGAUCUACCUCCCUGCAGCUUUUCUCCCCAGACAUUUUUCUGCUUGUCAGAGAAAAGGGCUUGAGCUGAGGAAUGAGAAGCAGAAUGGUAGGAGAAGGGUCCUCUAUUUCUCACCUGUAUGUCCCUUUGCUUUCAAAAUUAGACCUCCCUCCCUCUUUCUGUGUGAUUGGGGCUCUUCCAUGUUGAAAAACUCAUGGAGCUACCAUAAGCAUGUAAAGUUUGCUCCUAAUACUAAUAGAUUCUGGGAAUGUACCUGAAGUAUUUAAAAUAUCGUAAGAAUAUAAGUAACACCAUGUCAACAGAGUAUUUAGGCAAGUUUAUCUGUUUCCUAAAAUUUGUAUGCACUGGUUAUUCAUUCUAAAGUUACUACAGUUCCAAUUCAACUUCUCUUUCAGCCAUGAAGAUAGCAAAAAUUCCUCAGUUCUGGUCUCCACUUUAGUCCCCCUUGGAGUUGUAUUUCUGCUUCUUGUCGCAAUUGGUAUUGUUGUGAAGCGCAAGGUUUUCAAGCAUUCAGGUGAAUCUAUACAAGUUCUAGGGUGUGUGGAAUAUAAUUGUAAAUUUAUGUACUUUUUGUUGUAAUUUGAGUUAUAAUUUUAAUUUUGUUAUAAUUUGAGCACUUGAAUUAUCACUUCCCAAACAAUAUAUUGUGAACAUUAGCAAGGUGAACUUCAGAAACGUUUUCCUUGGGUUCAUGUUGCCUUGGGAUCUCUCUUUGUCUCUGAACUCCUGUUAGAAACAACUCACAGGCCAUGAAUGCCCAGAUGCACUUGAAGGCUCAUAUACUCUAUGAAGCUAUACUGGCGUCCUUUUGUCUUCUGGAUCACGGUUAAGAGUAAGAGUGUAAUGGUCCUGGUAUGAAGUAUUCACAUGGGUGGCACAGCAGCACAAUCACUAAUUCUACCUGUUAGCCUGAUGAGAGACCCACAAAUAUUUUCUCUGGCUGAAAUCCUAUGCUUGCUUUCUUUGUAGCUGCAAUGAAUGAAGAGGACCUUGCUUCAGAAUUUGAGAUGGGUUGAUAUGUCUCAAUAUUUUGGCUUCUCUCCAUGUCUCAUCCGCCCCCCCCCCCAGUCUUAAGUUCAGUUAUCCACAUUUCUACAUCAGUUUGCAUUUUUUUAAGUCCUCACGGAAAUUCAUUAGCAUUUUUGUGCAAAUUUCUCCUACUAUGUAUGUUUUUUAUAUGCAAUUUUGCAUAAAGUACACAAUUUUUGUAAACCAUUUUUUUUCUGAUAUAAUGCAUUAUUUUCACCAGUAUAUGUAUUUAUAUGCACAAUUUACCACAGUAUUAUGGAUUUUUGUUCACAUUAUGUGGCUGAAGAACUGCAUUGCAUUUCCCCACUCCUUUCUACAGAUUUGGUCUCAGUUGGAAGCUACAGGACAAACAUCAGCAUGACAGAUUUUGAGAAUGUGAGACAGUAUGGAGCAAAGGACAAUGUAUGCAUGGAAGAUGCUAAUGAGACCCAGUUAGGGACCAUGGAUGGUAAGACCCCUGUAUAACAUUUACUCUAGCUACAACUAGGUGUUAAUGGGGAGAGACAAUGCAAUAUAGUGAUUCAGUUAAGAAAGUUGUGUAUUCAUGGAAGAGCUUUCUUUUAUUUUCAUGUUCAGCCCCUUAACAUCUCUCAUUCUUUACAGAGAAUAUAACCAGUGGCAGUCCUAAGGAGACUGGUAAACCAAAGAAGACAAAGAGGGUAAGAGCGAGCUAGAUUAACAGGACUAUAAUAGUCCCUUGGUAAUCCCAGUUACGAAGCAGGGGGAAAAAACACCUUAUUUUAAAAGCUUCUAGUGUUCUUUGCAUGUUACUGUAUUAAGCAAGGACUUUGGGGGCGGUUCCCCCUAAACUGUCACACUCCUUCCCUUCCUUUCAGAAGGAUGCACAAACCGUUAGUUAGUUUAAUUUGUUAUUUCUCUUCCUUUUUUAAAAAAGUCUACUUUCUUUUCUUUUGUUGUCUGUUGAUUGUAGUUUCACAUUAACUGUUGUUUAAAUUUACGUUUCAGUUUGCUAGCCCCUUUGUGAACCAUCAUGGAUGAAAAAUGGUAUAGACUGUUGCAGGCAGUAAACUAGUUAGAUCAAACUAGCUGCCUUCAUGUGUGCAGCACAUGAAAGGGUGCCCCAGGGAAUGCUGGGAAUGCUGCUGGUUUCACCCCUGGAUGGUCACACAUUGGUAUGGAUGCCUGCAUUAAAGGAGCAAAGCGUGUGAGAAUCUGUGUGCAUGCGGGCUUCCACAUUACUGAUCAUGCAGGGGUGCAAAUCAUAUGAAAACCUACCCAUGAGCAGCUGCUUCUUUGAUGCAGACAUCUAAGAUAUCUCUGAGUGCUUCACAAACUGGAGCUCUCUCUGAGAAAGCGGCCAUUUUGUCACAUGGACCAAGUUAAAAUAGUACUGGGGUUUCUGUUUGUUCUUUUAGGGCUCCACGGAGGAAAUUGAGAUGGCUUAUACCACAGUCCUGCUGAAUGAAGGCAACAAGACCCCUGCAAGAAGAGACCAGGAACAAUAG
Podarcis lilfordi (Lilford's wall lizard) is the source of this 9403-nucleotide messenger RNA. Lineage: Eukaryota; Metazoa; Chordata; Lepidosauria; Squamata; Lacertidae. The record is from the annotation of a GenBank genome assembly.